AUGGAGGAUGAGAAGGAGCCAGCUAUGAGGCAAACGGAAAAAGAGAUUUCUGGACAAAAGGCCCAGCAAGUACAAAGAUCCAGAGCUAAGAACAGCUCAGCCUAUUCAAAGCACUGCAAGAAAAUCCGUGCGGCUGCAAACUGCGGUUCUUCCUGUAGCUACCACCUCUCCAUCGAGGUUUAUCCCACAGCUCACAGCCAUCUUGAAAUCACUCCCUGGGGUGAGAGUUACGUGUGUGCAUCAAAUGAACCAUUUCGUAAAGUUGAUUACACCAAAAAUAUUAAUCCGAACUGGUCUGUGAACAUCAAGGGUGGGACAACCCGAACCUUGGCUGCUCCCUCCUCGGUGAAAAGUGAAGUGAAGGAAAGUAAAGAUUUCAUCAAACCCAAAUUAGUGACUGUGAUUCGAAGUGGAGUGAAGCCUAGAAAAGCCGUGCGGAUCCUUCUAAAUAAGAAGACUGCUCAUUCCUUUGAACAGGUGUUGACAGAUAUCACCGAAGCCAUUAAACUGGAUUCAGGAGUGGUCAAGAGGCUCUGCACGCUGGAUGGAAAGCAGGUAAGAGGGUUCCUAGCCCUCGGCUCUCCAUCUCACUGUUAAACUCUCCCUGUAUCAUGGUGGUUACAUAUUUGACAGAAAGAAUUUCAGAGUUUGCUAGAAAUUAUUCGUAUACUUCUACU
This is a messenger RNA of Leptonychotes weddellii (Weddell seal), 677 nucleotides long. The record is from RefSeq and is a predicted model, not a curated record. Lineage: Eukaryota; Metazoa; Chordata; Mammalia; Carnivora; Phocidae.